AUGGAAUUAUUGAAGUUUAUAUCCAAUCACAAUGAUGACAUAAAGAAAGUUAUGUUGGGAAAUGCUCUGAAAAACCAUCAAAUGACGGCCUCCAAAAUCCAGAGGCAACUAACUAGUGUCUGUGCUCAUUUGACGACCAAGAAAAUUAUUGCAAAAAUUGUGAGAGAUAAACAACCGUUUUCUUUACUGAUUGAUGAAUCUCAUGAUGUGGCAGUGAAAGAACAAAUGGCUAUUGUUUUUCGCUAUGUGGACAAAAUAAGUUGUGUUAUUGAAUGUUUUAUUGGGAUUGUGCAUAUUAAGAAUACUUCUGCAAAGUCUUUGAAAAUUGCAAUAGAUGUCUUUUUUGUAAAGUAUGGAUUGAGUUUAACAAGUCUAUGGGGCCAAGGUUAUGAUGGAGCAAGCAAUAUGAGGGGUGAGUUCAAUGGUUUGAAGACUUUGAUGUUGAGAGAAAAUAAAUUUGUUUUCUACAUUCAUUGUUUCUCUCAUCAACUCCAAUUGACGCUAGUUAAAGUUAUGGGACGCGGUUUGAAUCAAGAAUGCAUUAUUAAACAACCAGGAGAUACACGUUGGGGUUCACACAUAGGGACAAUUCAUAGUGUCAUAAACUUAUUUUCUUCUGUUGUUGGUGUGCUCAGAGUGAUUGAGAUUGAAGGAGAUGAUUGA
Molecule: messenger RNA, 663 nt
Organism: Pistacia vera
Lineage: Eukaryota; Viridiplantae; Streptophyta; Magnoliopsida; Sapindales; Anacardiaceae
Product: zinc finger MYM-type protein 1-like
Exons: 2
Coding region: 1-663 (220 amino acids)
Source: RefSeq, a predicted model, not a curated record